UUGAGUUGGCCUUUUCAAAAUUAGCUCCUUCUGCGUAGAAUUACAAGCAGUCCAACCGAAAUCUACUGGACCUUCUCUCCCUCGCUUCAAUCUCUCUGCUCUUAUAUGCCUUUGAGUUCUAUCCGAUUCAAAGCAGGGUUUCUUUAAUCCGCGCCAAAUCUUGCCUCCAACCAUCCCCAUCUGUUGCUUCUUCAAUCAAGAGAUAAGGAUUUCGCAUCAGUUAUGAUUAUAAUCUCUAAACCCUUUAUGAACUUCAUCGUAAUCGUUCAUAAUCUUCGUGUUUUUGGUACUGGGUUGAAUCCCUUUGCACCCUACUGCCUUGCUCAUCAUUCUCUUUGAUUUUAGCUUUACCCCUAAUACUCAUUAAGCAUUUUGAUUUUACUUUGUUCUUCCCAAGGAUCAUGUAGUUCUUGUUUUUUUGGGUUCUGGGUUUUCUUGUUUUUGAUCAUAUUUCCAUAAGAGUUGUUGUUGAAUGGAGCUCUGUUUCUAGUUUGUGAUUUAACGAACUAUUGUGAGUGAGUUGAUUGAAGGGGGGAUUUAAGAUCAUGCCUCAAGAACAGAGAGGCUCGAUGAGUCGAAGCCUUUCGAGAAGGCGUUCCUUCCGAAAUGAAGUAUUGAAUAGGGAUGAUAGGGGGUGGACUUCACUCCACAUUGGUGCGCGAAAGGGUGACCUUAAAGAGGUGAAGCGUCUGCUGAAUGAAGGAAUGGAUGUGAAUGCAGAAGCAUGGGGCCCCAAAUCGAAGGGGUUGACACCCCUUCACCUUGCUGCGGAGGGUGGGCAUCUUGAUUUAAUGGAUGAAUUGCUUGAACGUGGUGCCAACAUUGAUGCUAGAACCAAAGGUGCUUGUGGCUGGACACCUCUGCACAGUGCAGCCAAAGAGAGAAGGAAGGAAGCUGUGAAGUUCCUCGUGGAGAAUGGAGCUUUCUUGCCUGAUGACAUAAAUGACUGCAGAUUUAAUCCUCCACUGCACUACUGUCCCGGCCUCGAGUGGGCGUACGAGGAGGUCAAGCGUCUUCAACAUUACAAUGGUUCGUCUAGUGAGACAUCUUGCAGCUCUGAGAGCUGAAAAAAACCCCUCCCCCCCACACCCCUGAUGGUGGUGCUGUUGAGUUUGAUUCUGCUCUUAUCAAGGCAUCUAUCCAUCUAAAUCUUGCUGUGUUAUGUGUUUGCAUUCCUUUGCCAGCCUUUGUUCGAUGGACCUACUCGUUUUUGGUCCGAAUUUAUGCUACUUGGGACUGGGACUAUAAAUGUAACGACCCAUGUCUAAGAUUUGAAUU
This is a messenger RNA of Cucurbita moschata (crookneck pumpkin), 1278 nucleotides long. RefSeq names its product phytochrome-interacting ankyrin-repeat protein 2-like. NCBI's taxonomy places the organism in Eukaryota, Viridiplantae, Streptophyta, Magnoliopsida, Cucurbitales, Cucurbitaceae. Gene Ontology annotation, molecular function: protein binding. The coding region runs from base 546 to 1067 and encodes 173 amino acids. The record is from RefSeq and is a predicted model, not a curated record. The transcript is spliced from 4 exons.